AUGAGUGAGAAGAAUACGAGAAUUGCUAUUGUCUCUUCGGACAAGUGUAAGCCAAAGAAAUGCAGACAGGAAUGUCGUAGGUCAUGUCCAGUGGUGAAGACAGGAAAACUAUGCAUAGAAGUGACACCAGCUUCCAAAAUAGCGUUCAUUUCUGAAACUUUGUGUAUUGGGUGUGGUAUUUGCGUCAAGAAAUGUCCAUUCGAUGCCAUCAACAUUAUUAACUUACCUACAAAUUUGGAAGCGGAAACAACACAUAGAUAUUCAGCAAAUUCAUUUAAACUACAUAGGUUACCUACUCCAAGACCGGGACAAGUUUUAGGUUUGGUGGGAACAAAUGGUAUCGGUAAAUCUACUGCUCUUAAAAUUUUAGCAGGAAAGCAAAAACCAAAUUUGGGUAGGUAUGACGAUCCUCCUGACUGGCAAGAGAUAUUGAGAUAUUUCAGAGGUUCUGAAUUGCAAAACUUUUUCACCAAAGUUUUAGAAGAUGACAUAAAGGCUAUCAUAAAACCUCAAUAUGUUGAUAACAUUCCGAGAGCCCUUGCGAAAGCGCCAAUUCAACAUGUAGAGGGCAUUUUAAAAGCUAAAUUGGAAAGAAAAGACGAAUGGGAUUACAUCAUUAAAAUAAUGGAGUUGGGAGGUGUUAUGAAUAGAGAAGUAUCUUUAUUGUCAGGUGGUGAACUUCAAAGGUUUGCUCUUGCCAUGACAUUUGUACAACAGGCUAAUGUCUAUAUGUUCGAUGAGCCAUCUUCAUAUUUGGAUGUUAAGCAGAGAUUGAGGGCUGCGGAAGCUAUAAGAUCUCUUUUAUCCGCCACUACCUAUAUCAUUUGUGUGGAACACGAUUUGUCUGUCUUAGAUUAUUUGUCAGACUACGUCUGUAUUUUAUAUGGUGUUCCAUCUGUGUAUGGUGUUGUUACCUUGCCGUCAUCUGUGAGGGAAGGUAUCAAUAUUUUCCUUGAUGGUCAUAUUCCAACAGAGAAUAUGAGAUUCAGAACUGAAUCGUUACAAUUCAGAUUGGCAGAUGCUGCCGAUGACUUCAUUCUUGAUAAAACAAAUUCCUUAUCAUACCCUUCAAUGGAAAAGACGCAAGGAGAUUUUCAUUUAAGGGUUGAAGAGGGUGAUUUCACAGAUUCAGAGAUUUUGGUUAUGAUGGGUGAGAACGGGACUGGUAAAACAACAUUCUGUAGAUUACUUGCUGGUUUGACUGCUCCAGAUAACGGAAAAACUAUUCCUAAACUUAAUGUAUCUUUGAAACCUCAAAAAAUUGCACCCAAGUUCACUGGUACCGUUAGACAGCUCUUCUUCAAGAAGAUAAGAGCUUCUUUCUUACAUCCUCAAUUCCAAACUGAUGUUGUUAAGCCUUUGAAGAUCGACAACAUUAUUGACCAAGAGGUCCAAACCUUGUCCGGAGGUGAGUUGCAAAGGGUUGCUAUAGUGUUGGCACUUGGUAUACCUGCAGAUUUGUAUUUGAUCGAUGAACCUUCUGCUUACUUAGAUUCUGAACAACGUAUUAUCUGUUCCAAGGUCAUUAGAAGAUAUAUCCUUCACUCCAAAAAAACCGCAUUCAUCGUCGAGCACGAUUUCAUAAUGGCUACUUAUUUAGCUGAUAGAGUUAUCGUUUUUGAAGGUAAGCCUUCUAAAGAUGCCUUAGCUAAGGCCCCAGAGUCUUUAUUAACUGGCUGUAACAGAUUUUUAAAGAACUUGAAUGUCACCUUCAGAAGAGAUCCUAAUUCCUUUAGACCAAGAAUUAAUAAAUUGGAUUCUCAAAUGGAUAAAGAACAGAAGGCAUCUGGAAACUAUUUCUUCUUGGAUAAUUCCGAAUUAUAA
Molecule: messenger RNA, 1824 nt
Organism: Priceomyces carsonii
Lineage: Eukaryota; Fungi; Ascomycota; Pichiomycetes; Serinales; Debaryomycetaceae
Gene: RLI1
Product: Fe-S cluster-binding ribosome biosynthesis protein
Exons: 1
Coding region: 1-1824 (607 amino acids)
Biological process (GO): translational initiation; ribosomal subunit export from nucleus; translational termination
Molecular function (GO): ATP hydrolysis activity; ATP binding; ribosomal small subunit binding
Source: RefSeq, a predicted model, not a curated record